This is a messenger RNA of Terrapene triunguis (Three-toed box turtle), 1535 nucleotides long. Its product is annotated as probable ATP-dependent RNA helicase DDX56. The record is from RefSeq and is a predicted model, not a curated record. The coding region runs from base 26 to 1240 and encodes 404 amino acids. Lineage: Eukaryota; Metazoa; Chordata; Testudines; Emydidae. Gene Ontology annotation, molecular function: ATP binding; RNA helicase activity; nucleic acid binding. The transcript has 11 exons.
GACAGGCGGGCAGCGUAGGCUGGAGAUGGAGCCGGAGCCGAGCUUCGCGCACAUGGGGCUGGACGGGCGGCUGCUGCAGGCCAUCGCUGAGCUGGGCUGGGCCAAGCCCACACUGAUCCAGGAGAAGGCCAUUCCGCUGGCCCUGGAGGGCAAGGACCUGCUGGCCCGGGCUAGGACUGGCUCUGGGAAGACGGCCGCCUAUGCCAUCCCCCUCCUCCAGCACUUGCUCCAAGUGAAGAUGUCCCCCUUGGUGAUGGAGCAGGCGGUGCGUGGGCUGGUCCUGGUGCCCACCAAGGAGCUGGGCCAGCAGGUGCUGCAGAUGAUCCGGCAGCUGACGGCGUACUGCUCCCGCGAUGUCCGUGUCGCCGAUGUCUCCGGGCAGGUGGACAUGUCUGCACAGAGGCCCAUCCUGAUGGAGAAGCCGGAUGUGGUGGUGGGGACGCCCUCACGGGUCCUGGCUCACCUGCAGGGCCACAGCCUGAGCUUGCGCCACUCCCUGGAGGUGCUGGUCCUGGAUGAGGCCGACCUACUCUUCUCCUUUGGCUUUGAGGAGGAUCUGAAGAACCUGCUAUGGGGCAAAGACCCAGAGUACGGCGUGGCACGGGGCAUCGACUUCCAGAAUGUCGCCACCAUCAUCAACUUCGACCCGCCGCCCUCAGUCGAGUCCUACAUCCACCGGGCGGGCAGGACGGCCCGUGCUGACAACCCCGGCACAGCCCUGACUUUCGUGACACACCCAGAGUGCCCCCUGCUGGCCGAGAUUGAGGAGGCUCUCGCAGGAGAGAGCACCGAGCCUGUGCUGCGCCCCUAUCAGUUCCGGAUGGAGGAAGUCGAGGGGCUCCGCUACAGAUGCCGGGAUGCCAUGCGCUCCGUCACCAAGCAGGCCAUCAAGGAGGCGCGGCUGCGGGAGAUCAAGGAGGAGCUACUCAACUCAGAGAAGCUGAAGACGUACUUCGAGGACAAUCCCCACGACCUGCGGCUGCUGCGCCACGACCGGCCCCUGCACCCGGCCAUCGUCAAACCGCACCUGCGCAACGUGCCUGAGUACCUGGUGCCCCCCACCCUGCGCGCCAUUGCCCAGCCCCUGCUCAACAAGCGCAAGCGACGGAAACACUUGGCCCCCAGCAGCCGCCGCCCCAGGGGGGGCUUCCAGGCCCGGGGGGGGCGCAACCCUCUGCGGAGCUUCCAGUACAUGGGGAGGCGACCCCGGCGCCCAGCUAGCAAGGGGAAGACGUCCUGAGCUGUCAGCGACAGCACCUGGCUGGACUCAGAAUGGACAAUGUCCCGUGUGGCUGGGGCCGAUUCCCCCGCUGGGCCAAGAGGAGACAAACGCUGCCCCCUGUGCCCCGCUACCCCUUCCUGGCUCUGCUCUCUGAGCAGGGGUCUUAUGGGGCACCUGUGGCGGGGCGUGGGCAUCUCCUGCUGCUGGCGUCAGCCACGCCCCAGUGCCAGGCCCCGGGCGCCUGAGUGUGGCUGUGGGGAGGGGGGGCUGGGGCCAAAGAGUUGCAGACGGCAGCUGACCCCAAUAAAGCUCA